Penicillium daleae is the source of this 2469-nucleotide messenger RNA. RefSeq lists its product as uncharacterized. The record is from RefSeq and is a predicted model, not a curated record. Gene Ontology annotation, cellular component: cytoplasm. Gene Ontology annotation, molecular function: calcium-dependent cysteine-type endopeptidase activity. Gene Ontology annotation, biological process: proteolysis. The transcript has 4 exons. Bases 1 to 2469 code for a protein of 822 amino acids. Lineage: Eukaryota; Fungi; Ascomycota; Eurotiomycetes; Eurotiales; Aspergillaceae.
AUGGAAUUUGACGACGAAAUGGCCGGCUUCGGCAAUACAGGACCUUCAGCAUCUUCGCGCUCAAAUAGUCACCCUCCUCAGCGCGCCCGUCGCCAAGCCCCGCAGGAACUAGUCAAGCAGUUCUGGGAGCAAUUCAACACAAAAUACCCCGGAAAGGUAUAUACAGUGCUGCCGGGUAACCCGUAUGCGCGCACGAGGGCGAAGCGUGUGCCGAACGGAGUGAUCCAGGGCCAUGCAGCGGUGAAAUCCUAUGAGCAGGCGCGGCGAGAAUGCCAGACAUCCGUUGAGCGCAUUGUCAAGGAGUGCCGACGGGUGAACCAGAAGUAUUCCGAUCCGCAUUUUGACAUUGAGUUGGAUCUGAAGUCGAAUCGGAGACAUUAUUUGGAUGAGUUGGAUAAGGUUAAUGAUAUAAUGAAACCUCGGGGUGUGAAAAGAGUGACGGAAAUCUUUGAGAAUCCCCAGUUCUAUGUUAAUGGACCCACGGCGUCGGAUGUGCGUCAAGGGUAUGAUGGUGACUGUUGGCUGAUGGCUGCGCUGUGCACGAUGGGUAACAAGGCUGGUUUGAUUGAGAAGAUCUGCGUUGCUCGGGAUGAGACGGUCGGUAUUUAUGGAUUCGUCUUUUAUCGCGACGGCGAAUGGCAGCAAUGCAUCGUCGAUGACAAGUUGUAUCUACGGGCUGCAGACUACGAUGAGUCCAACGAGGAACGAAUGACAUGGGACCUAAUCAACCGCAACGACACAGAAGAAGAAUACCGCCGCGUGUGGCAGACUGGCUCCCGGGCUCUGUACUUUGCGCAAUGCGUGGAUCCCAACGAGACCUGGCUGCCACUACUUGAAAAGGCAUUUGCCAAAGCGCAUGGUGAUUAUUCCGCUAUUGAAGGCGGCUUUGUCGGCGAGGCCAUUGAGGAUUUGACCGGAGGUGUUACCUCCGAGGUUCUGUCGAGCAAUAUUCUCGACAAGGACCGGUUCUGGAACGAGGAGUUGAUGAUGGUCAAUGAGGAAUUCCUGUUUGGUUGCGGCACUGGCUUGUUCUCAAACUGGUUGGACACGCGGUCCCCGCCGCGCGAUCGGAAAGGCAUCUCGGAGAACCAUUCAUAUUCAAUUAUGGACGCGAGGGAAGUCAAGGGGAAACGAUUGUUGCGACUGAGAAACCCCUGGGGAAAGAAGGAAUGGCAUGGUGCUUGGGGUGAUGGGUCAAAGGAAUGGACGACGGAGUGGAUGGAUUUGCUGGGACACAAGUUUGGAGAUGAUGGAUUCUUUUGGAUCUCGUAUGAGGAUCUGCUCAAGAAGUACCAGCACUUUGACCGGACUCGUCUGUUUGGCGAUGAGUGGACUAUCACUCAGCAAUGGACUACUCUCAACGUGCCCUGGUCUGCCGACUAUCACAGCACCAAGUUUGUCAUGAAUGUGACCGAGGCCGGGCCUACUGUCAUUGUCCUUUCUCAGCUCGACACCCGUUACUUCAAAGGCCUCGCCGGUGAAUACAGCUUCGUCCUCAAGUUCCGCGUGCAGAAAGAAGGCGACGAAGACUAUAUGGUACGCAGCCACAGCAGCCACUUCAUGGCGCGAUCUGUCAACGCCGAGAUCGAUCUCGAGCCAGGCCGGUAUCAAAUCCUAAUGAAACUCACCGCAUACCGCCACGACGACACGGAAUCAACCGAAGAAACUGUCCGCCGUCUAGCCUCCACACACCGUGAAAAGCUCGUACAAGUCGGACUAUCCUAUGAUCUCGCUCACGCAAAGGGCCUCGUCGCCGAAACGGAUCAAGAACGGUAUGAAUCAGAACGACGAAAGGCUGCAGAAUGGAGGAAACUCCGUGACGAAGCCAAGCGGAAAAUGCAGAAGGAGUGGAUUCGGGAGCGCAAGAUGGCUGCUCGCCAGCAGCGCCAGGCAGCACGUCGGCCGCGCAGGAUGACCAACGGUGCAUCACCCGAUCGGGGUCCUAUUCCUGGCCAGAUCCUCACCGAGAACAAGGCGACUCAGUCUCCUACUGAAGUCGGCUCUAUCUCCAGCGAAGCGAGUGACCGUAAACCCACUGUCAACGGUACAAGUGGCUCAGUGCCCACGAUCCAAUUCAACGGACUCCAUGCAAGACACCCCAGUGGCUCCUCAACGCGCCGCAGAACCGAGUCUCCACGCCCAAGUCUGAACACCCGUCUUGCCAACGAUAUCCUGGAUACCACGGACUUGGAGCUGUUGGAUGGCUUCGAGUUUGACAGCGAUUUGGACAUGCCAAUCGAAGAACCAAAGACUCGCCCUCCAUUCAAGGACUUGGAAGGUCCUGCCGAGGAUCCCUGGAAUGCGGUCUGUGUUGUUGGACUGCGUGUCUACUCCAAGGAUCCGAAGUUGAGUCUCCAGGUUAUGCAUCCGGUGCCGGAUGACGAUACUGAGGCUCCCCUGGAUAGAGAUGACCCUGCGGCGUCGGCGACGCUAGAGAAGACGUUUUGGGGUGGACAGGUGCCUACUUGA